UUCUCGGUUCUCACACGGUUCACGUCCAUGCUCAUGCACAAACCAACGGCAUCACGUUAAGUACUAGUUAACGUGAAAGAAGCCAUUAAAUCACUCAGAAAGGAAAGGAAAACUAGCCAUGGAAGAAGAAGAAGCGGCGGCGGCGGCGGCGAUGGCGGCUGAGGGAGGAGGGGUUCCUCACUUCUUCCUCUGCCCCAUCUCCAUGGAGCUCAUGCGCGAUCCCGUCACCGUAGCCACCGGCGUCACCUACGAGCGCAAGAACAUCGAGAAAUGGCUCUUCGUCUACAAUAAGUUCACAUGCCCCGCCACCAUGCAACGCCUCCCCUCCUUCCACCUCACGCCCAACCACACCGUCAGCCGCCUCAUCUCCUCCUUCGUCGCCUCCUUCCCUUCCCCUCCUCCUCCUCCUCCUCCUCCUCCUACUCCCUUCUCCCAUCGCCGGAAAGUUGACCAAGUCGAGGCUCUGCUCUGCAGCAUACGUACCGGCCCCUUCAAGUCCGCCCGCCUCAAAGAGCUCCGCUCUGUUCUCGCCGGCGACGCAAAUCUCCUCGACGAUGUCAAUGUGUCGUCGAAGGUGCUCGAGUGCGUCAUCGCGGAGAUAGUGAACAGCGCCGACUUCGUUGGAUUCGGCGCCUGCGAGGAGGCCUUCGGCGUCCUCGCGCUGCUUCCCCUGUCGGACAAAGCCACUGUCGACGUUGUAGUGAAGCCGGAGCACUUGAGGCCCAUCAUGGCCGUCCUCCAAAGUGGAAGCGCCGACGCCCGUGUCGACGCCAUGUCGAUCUUAGUCAAGAUCUCGAAAGUGAAUAGGGAUCAUUGGAUCCCCACCGACCAGGAAUUAGAUCUUUUCACGGCGCUGCUGGAGCUUCUCUCCGACGAGAUCUCCUCUUCGACCAAGCUGAGCCUCUGCUCUCUGGACUUGCUCCUCGAGCUGGCGGUGCGCUCGCGGCGGAGCCGCUCUCGCGCGGUCGAGGCCGGCGCGGUGCGCGUGCUGGUGGAGCUCCUACCGGAGGCCGGCCGGCGAAGCUGCGAGCGGGCCCUACUGCUGCUGAAGCGACUGUGCGAGCUGCCGGAGGGGCGGGCGGCAUUCGCGGAGCACGGACUGGGCGUGGCGGCGGUCACAAAGAAGUUGCUGCGUGUUUCGGAGACGGCGACCAAGCUGGGAGUGAAGGUGCUGUGGCUGGUGAGUAGCUUCUCAGCGGCGGGGAAGGUGGCGGAGGAGAUGGUGGUGGUCGGGGCGGUGAGCAAAAUGGUGACUCUGUUGCAUGCUGCUGGAGGAUCAUCGACCAAAGAGAGGGCGAUCGCCAUGAUCAAGUUGCAUGGGGGUUUAUGGAGGCAGUUCCCGUGUUUUCCUUGCGAACUAACAAACUUCAUGCGAUCGAAUCGUUGAUCUCUUGCUUCAAUUCAAAGUUAAAUUUUGUGUAGAAAUGAAAAACCAAUCACUGGAAUGAAAAUUUCGAUAUGAAACUUUUUCUUUUGCUUUUACAGGUCACAAAUUUCCACGUUAUCCGUUUUCAAUUGCAAUUGCUGUACAUUUUCCUCUGAAACUUUAGGAAACUACUAACAUGCAUUAGUGCCUUUGAAAAGAAGCUAGUAAAUAAAUAUUGUGUCAUACAUAGACAUUAAUUUAAAUAUAUGUUGAACUCCGAAUUAUAUGUUACACAUUGGGCCUUAGUUUACUAAAUUUAUGAUAUUAGACUACCAA
Messenger RNA from Zingiber officinale, 1702 nucleotides. Its product is annotated as E3 ubiquitin-protein ligase PUB23-like. The transcript has a single exon. The coding region runs from base 119 to 1387 and encodes 422 amino acids. NCBI's taxonomy places the organism in Eukaryota, Viridiplantae, Streptophyta, Magnoliopsida, Zingiberales, Zingiberaceae. Gene Ontology annotation, biological process: protein ubiquitination. The record is from RefSeq and is a predicted model, not a curated record. Gene Ontology annotation, molecular function: ubiquitin protein ligase activity.